CUUUCUUCUACUCCCUCACCGCUGCCUUUCUUCUCUCUACCAUACUCGACAAUGGCUGUGGCUAUGGCUUCUGCUAAUUUUCUUCUUCAGAGCAAGUCCAAAGUCCUCGAAAGUCAGUCCUUUACUUUUGGUUCGGAUGCUACCCCUGUUCACAUUAUAUAUCAGAAAACAAAACGGAGAUCGUCAUCUUAUAAGACAAUAGUCGUUCCACGAGCGGCACCUGUCACAACCAUAGAGGAUGAAAGUUACAGUGAGAGCGAUACCAUUCCAACUCCCAAAGUAAUAAUUGAUCAAGACUCUGAUCCUGAUGCAACUGUGGUGGAGAUAACCUUUGGUGAUCGUCUUGGAGCCCUUCUAGACACUAUGAAUGCGCUUAAAAACCUUGGGCUCAAUGUUUUGAAAGCUAAUGUCUUUUUGGAUUCUUCUGGGAAGCACAAUAAAUUUGCCAUCACUAAAGCUGAUACAGGUAGGAAGGUUGAAGAUCCAGAGCUGCUCGAGGCAAUUCGAUUGACAAUCAUAAAUAAUCUGCUUCAGUAUCACCCUGAAUCAAGUUCCCAGUUAGCAAUGGGAGUUGCCUUCGGUGUAGAGCCACCAAAACAACAGGUUGAUGUGGAUAUAGCAACUCACAUAAGUGUUUCUGAUGAUGGUCCUGACCGAAGCUUGCUUUAUGUGGAGACAGCUGAUCGCCCUGGAUUGUUGGUGGAUCUUGUAAAGAUUAUCACUGACAUUGAUAUUGCUGUUGAAUCAGGGGAAUUUGACACUGAGGGUUUGUUGGCAAAGGCAAAGUUUCAUGUUAGCUACAAGGGUAAAGCAAUCAUCAAACCUCUUCAACAGGUACUUGCCAACAGUUUGAGGUAUUUCUUGAGGCGGCCAACCACCGAGGAGGGAAGUUUUUGAGCCAUAACCUUAUUCUAGAUCAUAAUAUAUUGGAUGGAUUCCUGAGUUAUUCCAGGAGAAACUGUAGAAUGUCAAUGACCAAUUGCACAUCAUAUGCUUACACAUUCUUCUCACAAAAAGAUGAACAACAAUUAUUGCAGCUUAGAGUUUACUACAAUAUCAGUGUAAUAUAAUAAUAUAUUUUUUUU
Messenger RNA from Manihot esculenta (cassava), 1085 nucleotides. RefSeq names its product ACT domain-containing protein ACR11. The record is from RefSeq and is a predicted model, not a curated record. The transcript has 10 exons. Gene Ontology annotation, cellular component: chloroplast stroma; chloroplast thylakoid membrane. The coding region runs from base 52 to 897 and encodes 281 amino acids. NCBI's taxonomy places the organism in Eukaryota, Viridiplantae, Streptophyta, Magnoliopsida, Malpighiales, Euphorbiaceae.